AUGUCGUCUACCACCUCGUCCCGCUCUCGCUUCGACUGGAGCGUCACGGAUCCGGCCCACAACCCCGAGUUCAUGCGCUUCAGCUCCCGCCGCUCCACCGUCAUGGGCACAAAGGGCAUGGUCGCCUGCUCGCAGCCCCUCGCCGCGUCCGCGGGCAUCGAGGUUCUAAACCAGGGUGGAAACGCCGCCGACGCAGCGGUCGCAGUCGCCGCCGCGCUCAACGUCACCGAGCCAUGCAACACGGGCAUCGGAGGCGACGCCUUCUGCCUCUUCUACGACGCCAAGGCCAAAAAGGUCCGCGCCUUCAACGGUUCCGGACGCGCACCGAAAGCCAUGACCCUCGACAGACUCCGCGAGGCAGGCAUCAGCGGCAAGGAGAUCCCCGGAAACAGCCUGCAUUCCGUCACCGUACCCGGCGCCGCCAGCGCGUGGGUCGACACCGUUGAAAAGCUCGGCAGCGGCAAAGUCUCGCUCUCCGACGUCCUCGCGCCCGCCAUCCGCCUCGCCGAGAAUGGCCACCCGAUCCACGAGAGCACCGCUUACCUCUGGGGCCGGUCCGAGAAGCUCAUCAAGGCCGCCUCUCCCAACGCCGAAGAGAUGCUGCUCAAGGGCAAGGCGCCCAAGGCCGGAGAGAUUAUGCGCAUGCCCAACCUCGCCCGCACCUUCCGCGAGCUGGCCACCAAGGGCAAGGAGGGCUUCUAUAAGGGACGCAUCGCCGAGGAGAUUGUCUCGCUCAUCAAGUCGCAGGGCGGCCUGAUGGAGCUCGGAGACCUCGAGGCCCACUUCGAGCGCGGCACCGAAGAGGUGACGCCCAUCUCGUACACCUACAACCACCCCGCCGAGGCGGGCGACCUCGAGGGCAAGGAGGGCGUCACCGUCUACGAGUGCCCUCCCAACGGCCAGGGCCUCACGGCGCUGCUGGCCCUGGGAAUCCUCGACGAGCUGCAGGACGAGGGCAAGGUGGGUGACCUCGCCCGGAUCCCGCACAACAGCGCAGAGUACCUCCACGCCCUCAUCGAGGCCCUGCGCAUCGCCUUUGUCGACACGCGCUACUUUGUCGCCGACCCGGACCACUCGCGCGAUGUCGUCGACGCCCUCCUUUCCAAGGACUACCUCCGCGAGCGCGCAAAGCUCUUUGACCCCAAAAAGGCCGCCGUCGACCUCGUCAACGGCAGCCCGGCCAACACCUGCGACACCGUCUACUUUAGCGUCACCGACGGCGAGGGCAACGCCUGCUCGUUUAUCAACUCGAACUACGCCGGCUUCGGCACCGCGGCAGUGCCCAAGGGUUGCGGCUUCACGCUUCAGAACCGUGGCGCCGGCUUCGUUCUCGAGGAGGGCCACCCGAACUGCGUGGCGCCAGGCAAGCGGCCGUACCACACCAUCAUCCCGGCCAUGGCGCUGCGCGGCGACGAGCUGUUCUUGAGCUACGGUGUCAUGGGCGGCUUCAUGCAGCCACAGGGCCACGUCCAGGUGCUGCUGAGCAUGCUGCACCACGGCUUCAGCGUGCAGGAUGCGCUCGACGCACCACGCUUCUGCAUCGGACCGGGCAUGCAGGGUCCCGAGGGCAAGCAGUCGGACGUUUCCCUCGAGCUGGGCAUUGACCCCAAGGUGGUCGAGGAGCUGCGCGCCAUGGGCCACAACGUCAACCUCGUCGACGGUUGGAGCCGCUUCCAGUUUGGAAGGGGCCAGAUGAUCCAGAAGGUCAUCAACCCCGACGGCAAGCUCGUCUGGGCCGCGGGAAGCGACCUUCGCGCUGAUGGACAGGCGGUCGCGCAGGUGUAG
Molecule: messenger RNA, 1785 nt
Organism: Pseudozyma flocculosa PF-1
Lineage: Eukaryota; Fungi; Basidiomycota; Ustilaginomycetes; Ustilaginales; Ustilaginaceae
Exons: 3
Coding region: 1-1785 (594 amino acids)
Source: RefSeq, a predicted model, not a curated record